This is a messenger RNA of Brugia pahangi, 753 nucleotides long. NCBI's taxonomy places the organism in Eukaryota, Metazoa, Nematoda, Chromadorea, Rhabditida, Onchocercidae. The record is from the annotation of a GenBank genome assembly.
AUGUUAUAUGAUAUGAAGGAGCUACUGAUAACAACUGUUAACACUGAUAAUUUAUUAUGCAAUUCAAAGUUUACUGUAUUCGAUGAAAUGGGAAAUGAUAAAUGUUAUCCAUUAAUUGAUUCAUACAAUGAAGUGAAAUUUGAGGAAUACAAUUUAAAUGUUGGCAUUAAUUCCAGUUCUGCAAUGUUACAAAUACUACGAUACGGUGGCUACGAUAGUUAUUUAAUUGAUGGUUCAUUUCUUAAUUUGGAUAUUUCAUUAUCACAAUUUGUUACUGGUUUAACAACUUUUUUUGUACCAACUGAUGAAAAUAUUGUUACAAUCAUAGGUGAUUAUGAUGCAACAUCUACCACAACUAUUGGUAAAAAAAUUCCAAUUGAAAUUAUUUGGAAUUGGUCACCAAUGUCAUUUUAUCAUCAAACAUUCUACUAUACUACCUUAUCACUAGCAAGUGGUUUUUAUGUUAUCACUUCAAGCGGUUCAUAUGUUAUCACUGUGAUUGGCCAAAAAGAUAAUGCUGCAUACGGUUUUAUCACUGCCUAUAAUAUGCAAACAUCAAAAGAUUUGCCAGAAGUUAAAACAACUAUACGACCAAGAAUAACCACCGAAAUACCAACAUCGUCUAAAACUUCAAUUGAAACUACGAUGGUUGCAAUUUCGACAACAACAAACGAGAAAACAAAUGGAUCAAUGAAAAUAUUAUAUAAUAUUGAAUUGUUACUUUUAAUUAUUCUUUUCUAUCUCUUUCAUUAA